Molecule: messenger RNA, 5951 nt
Organism: Daphnia pulicaria
Lineage: Eukaryota; Metazoa; Arthropoda; Branchiopoda; Diplostraca; Daphniidae
Exons: 17
Coding region: 176-5707 (1843 amino acids)
Biological process (GO): intrinsic apoptotic signaling pathway in response to endoplasmic reticulum stress; protein phosphorylation; IRE1-mediated unfolded protein response
Cellular component (GO): IRE1-TRAF2-ASK1 complex
Molecular function (GO): RNA endonuclease activity; protein serine/threonine kinase activity; ATP binding
Source: RefSeq, a predicted model, not a curated record
UCAUAAGUGGGAUUGCGAUUUGUAGUUGUGGCCUAAAUACAUGAAACAAUCGUGUUACUGUACUUCAUUAAAAUGUUGACUUCAAUUUGUGCAUCAACAACAGUUUAUCAGUGCAUCAGUGUUUACCGAAUGGUGAUAAGAUUGGUGGUUGUUGAAAUGUCCCGAACAACACAAGAUGCAGCGUUCAACUAGCCCAACAAUCGACUUAGUUCCUGAGAAUCUUUUUAUCUACUCUGUUGCUCGAGGUGUUUGCAAUAGUCUCGAAGUUGCCGUCAAGAAGAUACCACGCCAAUUGCUGCCGAUUGAAGACGACAUCACGAAACUGUUGACUCAACUUGACCACGAAAACGUAUUGAAAAUCUUUGCUGUGGAUGAUGAUGGAACACGCUUUUCUCCGUCAGGUUCUACAACCGGUAACUUUUUUGUUCCCGGUGGUAUGUACAGGUAUGUAGCUAUGGCACUUUGUGAAGCCACUCUUGAAGAUUAUUGCGAAGGAAAAUAUGUUGGUCCUAUGCCAGAUGAUUUGACGGCUCUCAACCAAAUCGCUAACGGAUUGAAGUACAUUCAUUCCAAGGGUUUAGUUCAUGGGAACAUAAAACCGACCAACAUUCUCAUAUCGACCGAGAGACCGAUCCAGCUGAAACUGUCUGACUUUGGACUGAUGGAGCCUGUUAGUAGACAAGGUAUCCUGGGAUCCACAGUCGAGAAAAAGUGCAAAAAUCCUUUCAAUCGAAGCCGCUACUGGAUAGCAUUUGAGCUCAUGGAACAAAUUCUGAACGGGGACACCAACAGUCCGAUUCAAGCAACUCUUAGCAGUGACAUGUUCUCAACAGGCUGUUUGUUCUUUUACUUUUUGACUCGGGGCGUUCAUCUUUACGGGCCACCGAGUUUUAUUGUUCGGAACAUCCUUGAGGGAAAUCUUGUUAAUCUGACACAACUGCCUAAGGACCAUUUUGCAGCUCCAAUCAUUGUUAAAAUGGUCGCUAAACAACCGGAAGACCGGAUCAAUAUUAAGCAAGUCGUCGAUGAAAUAGAAAACAAUUCCUCUGACCGUCUGAAGGUCCCGGUGGCGAAAGAUACUAAAUUGGAGACAACCCUGCAAAAUGAGAGUCAAACCAUUCGUCGAUCUAUUUUUUCCAUGAAAUGGAGUUUCAGAGAAGGUGUAAAAGCGUUUCGUGGAAAUUUUUCUGAAGUCUCUGAAGCUUAUUAUGCUGGUGUAAAAGUAGCUGUCAAAGAAAUAGAAAACGCUUAUGUGAAUCGCAAUUUCCGCGACGAGAUGGAAAAUAUUAUGAAACUUUUGGACCAUCCGAACGUUUUGAAACUAUACUCUGUUGUACAUAUGCCCCAGUGGAAGCAUUUUAUUAUUGAUCUGUGCAGCGCUACCUUGAAACAAUACGGAUCGGGAGGUUAUAAAGGUCCGAUACCUUCUGUAAAAGUUGGUCUCUAUCAAAUGGCCUGCGGUCUUGACUAUAUUCACUCUCACCAACUAAUUCAUCGCAACAUUAAGCCGUCCAACGUUUUGAUCUCGGGAACUAACCCGGUUCUGUUAAAAUGGUCAGAUUUUGGAUUAAGUAUAGCAACAGAUGAUCCCGGAUCUUACACGCCAAAUGCUCCAAUGGGGACUUACGAUUGGAUGGCACCGGAAAUUCUUCGCGAAGUAAUGAGAACUGAAAAGUCUAGUGAAUCUAAUCCCGCCGCAAUCGCUACAACGUUCAGCGAUAUCUUCUCGGCUGGUUGCGUCUUUUUCUUUUUCUUGAAGUCUCCCUUACAUCCAUUUGGACAUGAAGCACAAAUUCGAGUCAAUAUUUUGGAAGGAAAUCCGCUUAAUCUAGAAAGUAUUGAAAUGGAUAUUGCAUUCGAUUUGAUUUUAGGAAUGAUCAAUCCAAAGCCAGAAGAAAGAAUCACACUUGGAAACGCAAUAGAGAUGAUAAAAACCUUUUCAACUACUGACGACCUCAGGAAACCAAAAAUCAAGACAUCACAGCGUUGCAUUAAGCAUGCAAAUGAACUGACAUAUGGGGAAAAGGAACUUAUCGGACAAGGAAGUUUUGGGCCUUUCUUUUGUGAUUCGUUUCAACACAGGACUGUAGCAGUUCUCCGUGUUGCUCGGUCUCAAUUUGCUGAAAUCGUUGAGCAAGAGGAAUUCAAAUGGUACUCUAUUGAACAUGAAAAUGUUGCCAAGUUUUUUGCGAAAGAAAGCAACACCAGUUUUAGAUUUUACGCCUUGGAAUCUUAUAAGAUGUCACUUGAUGAGCUUUACAGUGAUAAUUAUAUCGAAGGGAGCUGCUUUUUGAAAAUUCCUUCUGACCAUCACAUUCUUCUUCAACUGGCCAGUGGUCUGGAUUACAUUCACACAAAGGGCUUGAUACACUGCAAUAUCAAUCCCAAAAAUGUGCUUUUUGUGUCUGGGAACCGAGUGAAAUGGGCGAAUCAAUUGGGACUGAAAAUGGAAAUGACACCCGAAAUGUUGGACUGGACGGCACCCGAGAUCCUGAUACGCAAAGACAAUUUCUAUUACAGACACUGCGAUACCUUCAGCGAUAUCUUUUCUACGGGUUGCGUGUUCUUCUUUUUUUUAUCUAAAGGAGUUCAUCUCUUUGCUGGAGAAAUUGGAACGAAUGAAAUCGUGAAAAACAUCUUGCAAUCCAAAAAGAUGUAUUUGAAAGUUCUAGCAAAUGAAUCGUGGAUCAUCGAGCUUAUAGACGAUCUCACCGAACACGACCCGAAACUACGCCCUUGUGCUGGGGAGGUUGUUAAAAUAUUAACUUCAUACAAUAGUAAACUGAGUACACAGGAUAAGGAGAUACUUUCAGUUCGAUACUUUUCUGAAAUCAGAAGCAGUUUUUGUAUUGAUGCAAUUCCCGCUUUUUCGUCAAAAUUAAAGGGAACGGCAGAAUCUGUAGGCGAAAAUUUGUACGGUAUCAAGAGAGUUGUCGGAAAGACUGUAAUGCGCUUUACAAAUCCAAGUGGAAUUGAUUCUUAUGGGAAUCACCCAGCCUUACUCUUUGUCUUUGAAGGAGAAAAAGUGUGCGUAUUAUGGCUUAAUGAAUUAAAAUGUCUCAGGCAACUAAAUCAUCCCAAUGUCAUCAAACCCUAUUUCAAUAUUUCGAGUGGUUUCGUUGUACAGUACUACAAUGCUUCUCUCGACCAACUAUUCUUGGCGGAUGACGAUCCUAAGAAAUACAAAGGUCGGAUGCCCACAGAUGAGCAAGUUCUUUUCCAGUUAGCCAGUGGAUUGGAUUAUGUGCACUCUAAAGAUAUCAUCCACAGAAACAUAAGACCUGAGAGCAUUUUAAUUUCGGCAUCAACGAAAGGGCUUCAAAUGAAAAUAACCGGUUUCAAUUUUUCAGUUUUCUAUUCGCCAACUAACAUUAGUCAACCCAACAUGUCGGAGUGGGAGAGUCGUGGUAGGCCUAAUUGGGCUUCCCCAGAAGAUAAACUUUUAAUAACAAAAUUUACCGAAACAACUAACAAUUGGAACAGAGUUGAGAAUCAGAUUAUUGCGCCUAAAUCUCGUUUUGUGCAUUGCGACACGUUUUCUUUCGGGUGUGUUUUUCUAUACUUCUUGUUGCGUGGAAUUCAUCCUUUUGGAUCUAUCAAUUUGGUCAUACCAACAAACAUUGCCAGAGGAAAUCCCGUCAAUUUGAAAGAACUUCCGGAAAAUCACUUCACUCGCCCAAUAGUUACUCAAAUGAUUGAAAUAAAUCCAGAGAAGACUAUCGCUCUUUCACAAAUUAUUAAUUAUCUGGAAGUCAAUGGUUAUUUAAAGACAAGAAACCGACUCUCAAACAAUUAUUACGGCAAUCUUAAUUUGGUCCAUAGCGGACCUUUAUCGAGCGUUUAUAAAGUUACACUGCAAGACGACAUCCUAAUGGCCGUGAAAAGAAUUCCACUUGACGCUUCCUCUUCGUUAGUAGAAUUCACGUCUAAGGUAUUCAAUGAGUUGAAGGUAAUUCAACAUCCAAACAUACUCAAAAUGUUUGAAUUCGACCACGAUAAGCUUUACCGGUAUUUUGGCAUGGAGUUUUGCGAAGAAUCUUUGGACCAGUGGUUCCCCAGUACCAAAGAUGAAAAUUUGGGUUCCUACACCUUACCCAGUAGGCCUACCAAAGAUGGAAAUUUGGGGUAUGAACAAUUUAUGUCUCAACUGACAAGUGGGUUACAGUACAUUCACGAAAAAGGCCUUGUUCAUGGUUCGAUCAAACCUUCCAACAUUUUCAUCACUUCCACUAAGGAUUUACUGCAAGGUCCACAAAUUAAAUUAUCAUCAGAUUUUUGGAUUACUCGAGAGAACCAGAUGGAAUCACUCAAUUCUACGCCUAUCUGGCUAGCACCUGAAUUACUUGAAAGUCUUAUGCAGCACAGCUCAGGACAGAUCACGGUUGUCCAGUACACCAAAGCAAGCGAUAUCUUUGCAGCCGGGAAUGCGUUCUUCUACUAUUGGAGUCGUGGACAAAACUUGUUUUGGAAAGCCAGCGGGGUAACCUCGGAAAAUACGGCAAAUCUUACGUGCGGGGUAACCUCGGAAAAUAUGACAAACAUUAUGAGCGGAAACCAAGUAAAUUUGCUUGAGUUUACGCCCACAUACCGAGUACAACAACAACAAAUGGAUCAAAUAAAAGGUGUCAUUCGUUGGAUGACGCAAAAAGAUCCCAAACAGCGACCAGCAUCCUUGCAAGAAAUUGUCGAACACUUGAACUUUUUCAAACCUUUCCCACCACCAGCUGGUCAACUUCAGGAGAUUGAAAUUCCGCUGGUUGGCAAUAAUCAGCAGAGAAACCAACAACCAGAAUUGCCUACAAAGAUUCAGUACUCUAAAGAUCAUGUUUUGGGAAUCAGCGCCGAUGGUCUGUCCAGUGUUUUCCUUGGAAUGUCGGUUAAAACAACGGAUAGACGAAGCCCGGACUGGAAUUACGGACGACUCGUUCCAGUCGCUGUCAAACGGAUGGCGACUGUAGGAGACGAACUUCGAAAAGGUGAAAUACUUUUGAAAACCGUUGACCAAGAAAGACAGGAGAGAGCAAAAAUCUUCAUGAAUCUCAACCAUGCCAAUAUCGUCAAACUCUACACUUUUGCUAAAAAUUCAGAUUUCACGUUGUUGGCUCUCGAAAAAUGCCGGACAUCACUGUCCGAAUAUGUCCGAAAACCGCUGUUUUAUCGCGAUUUCAUCAAAAUGCCUUCAGACCAGGACGUUCUCGUUCAGAUGGCCAAGGGCCUUGACUACAUCCAUUCCCAAAAUCUAAUUUAUCGUGAUGUGAAACCAGAAAACGUUCUCAUCUCAGAAACGAAUCCGGCUGUCAUGAAAUGGGCCGACUUUGGGAUAUCAAGGGCUGUGAUUGCGGGCACAAAUUAUUUUGACCCGAGCAAAUUCACGGGAACUGAGCGCUGGCUACCGAACGAAAUUAUUAAUACCAGUGAAUUAAACCAACUUUUCAAUUUCUACAUUGUAUUUGGUAGUCAGAAAUGUGAUAUUUUUGCAUUGGGUUGCAUCUUUUUCUUCUUUCUCUUGUCCGGAGUUCAUCCGUUUGGAGACGACGCUAAUGUUCAAGACAACAUCAAAAAUGACAAUCCUGUUAAUAUCGAUCGAUUAUCGAGUGAACAUUUUGCUUUCACUGCAACUAAACGCAUGAUCUCAAAGAAUAUUUUAAUGAGGCCUAAACUAUCAGAUGUUUUUAGUUGUCUUGAGAAAGGGAUGCAUUUGGAUUGAACGAGGUAAAUUUUUCUAAUGUGAAGAUAGAUUAAGUUUAUGAUUUUUGUUCCCUUAUAACCCUCUGCAAAUUCUUAUGAAUAAUUUUAAAUAGACGGAUCAAUUGCCGAGUUCCGACAACCUGUCAGUCAUAACCAUUCCUAAAGGUUGUCGAGAAAAAAUAACUAUAAAACAAAUUCUCCGUUUUUCUCAGUCUCGCACCAUGGGCAAACAGCGCAAAAUUUGUAUUCCACUGAAUUUGCUG